UCCCUGUUCCCCAAGUCUCAGUUCCCAGUCGCAGCCCCCUCCCCCCCCCAGCGCCGAGCAUAAUCACAUCCAAAAAGCACAAAGCACAAGCUCGAUCAAAGGCACACGCAGGAGCAAGGCCCGCCCGCACUGCGCUGCACUGCAUCGGAAUUUGGCUUUGUUGGCUCUGGCUCUGGCCGCCAAACCCGCGCACCUUUUCCUCCUUGCACACCCUGCUGCCCUCGCUCGACCCAUUCAUUAUCUGCAUAGCCGUCCUGAGACCUUUUUUUAGCCAAGCCCGCCUGCUGGAUCAUGGACGGCCCCGGGUCUACCUCCUCCUCUGCUUCCAUCGCCCCUUCCCAUCGUCGCAAACUCGUCAAGAAGCCUCCAUCUCAUCACUACGCCCGCUCAUCCUCCGGCUUCGAUGGUGGUGGCGGCUACGACGCCGAUUCCCUUGGAAGCAAACGCAGUUCCCAAAGUCUGAGACGAGCCCCAAGCGCUCCCCCAGCACGCUCCAACCCCGCGACCGCGUCGGGACACACUCCCGCCAACACCUUUCGAUCGAACGCAUCACCCAUCCUGCCGCAGGGCGAUUUUACCACCUCCAACGCCUGGACUCCCGUCCCUCGCAAUAAUCGCCUCUCCGACUCCCACCUUCGACCCCUUAGCAAACCAGCCGCCCCCGCUGACGACUUCAUCGGCGCCCCCUUCGACGGCGCCGCCAUCCUCAAUCGGAUUGAGUCGACAAAGGUGCCGAGCCCCCAGGGUCCAGUCCACCGCCACCACAAUCAUCAACCCCCGCUCCUCAAGAUCGGUGCCGAUUCCCAGCUCGCGACCCCCAUCUUGCGGCCCUCCGCCAGUUUUACCGGGAUGGAUUCGUCUCUGUCUGAGAAAGGCCUCGGGCCACGCGCUCCUACCGAUGGCUCCAUGGGUAACACCAAGCGAUAUUCAGAUGAUGGCAGGGAGCCCAAGUCGGCUGUCCUGCGAAAGAAGUCGGGCUUCUCAGGCUUCAUGAACAGUCUUGUCGGCUCGCCCAAGAAGCCUGUCAUUUCCGCCCCCGAGAACCCUGUUCACGUCACUCACGUCGGCUACGAUAGUACGACGGGCCAGUUCACUGGCCUGCCAAAGGAAUGGCAGCGGUUGAUCAACGAAAGCGGCAUCCCCGAGAAGGAAAGGCGAGAGAACCCUCAAACGAUGGUUGAUAUUUUACAGUUCUACAAGGAGACCACUGAGAGGCCCCACGAGGAUCAGAGCCUCGAAAAGUUCCACCAUGCUGGCGCCCAAUAUGCGGCCAACUCUCCUGCGUCUGCAGCAUCUCCGGGCACGUACCCGUCAAAUUAUAUGGGAAGUUUUGAGAAUCCCCGAGCUCCGCCGCCCGUUCCCAGAGGCCAGGUCUCGGGCAAAGACCUGAUGCCCAGUCGACCGGCCCCGAAACCGCCUAUCAGCAUGAACAACCGACACCAUCCCCAAGGUGCCUACACUGCCAAGGACUCUGGCAUUGGCAUGUCGCAGUCUGGUGAAGAAUCCUUCGGCUCCAAGGACAACAGUCCCAUGCUCCCCGAAGAACACCGCUCUCGAUCGAACUCGCGCGUUCAAGUACCAUCGCCGUAUGCCCCGACAGCCCCCCAGCAGAACCAAGUCGUCCAAGCGCAAGCUGCCGCUUAUCAGCAGCAGCUCAUGCAGCAACAGCAGGAGCAGGCGAUGGCUCAGGCCCAGGCUGCUAUGUCUGGCCAGGUCACGCGGGCUCCUAGCAAGAGAACGCCUCAGCAUCAAGUUCCCGCACCAGUUGGCCAGCCCAGUCAGCCUCCACACCCCAACACGGCGUAUGGACGUCCCCCCGAGGCCAAUGGCGUUGCGAACGCCCCACGGCAACAACCCGGACCCGGAGCCAUUCCCGGAGCCAUUCCCGGAGCCAGGCCGCGACACCGAGCUCGGCAAAGCGCUGCGUUCGAUGUCGUUGCCUCUCUUAAGCGAAUUUGCUCUGAGGGCGAUCCUCGCGACAUUUACCGUGGAUUCAACAAGAUCGGUCAGGGCGCCUCAGGUGGUGUCUACACUGGCCACGAGCGGGGCACGAACCGUCUUGUGGCCAUUAAGCAGAUGAACCUUGAGCAGCAACCUAAGAAGGAUCUGAUCAUCAAUGAGAUUCUCGUCAUGAAGGACAGCUCGCACCCGAACAUUGUCAACUUCAUUGACAGCUACCUCUGUGGCGGAGAGCUGUGGGUCGUGAUGGAAUUCAUGGAAGGUGGCAGCCUUACGGAUGUUGUCACCUUCAACAUCAUGUCCGAGGGCCAGAUCGCCUCCGUGUGCCGGGAGACCUUGAAGGGACUGCAGCACCUACAUUCCAAGGGAGUCAUCCACCGCGACAUCAAAUCCGACAACAUUUUGCUUUCCAUGGAGGGUAACAUUAAGCUCACUGACUUUGGCUUCUGCGCUACCAUCAACGAAGCCCAAAACAAGCGAACAACCAUGGUGGGAACACCGUACUGGAUGGCCCCCGAAGUAGUCACUAGAAAAGAGUACGGCCGGAAAGUCGACAUCUGGUCCCUUGGUAUCAUGGCCAUUGAGAUGAUUGAGGGCGAGCCUCCAUACCUAACAGAGUCCCCCCUUCGAGCCUUGUGGCUGAUCGCGACCAACGGGACUCCCAAUAUCAAGAACGAGCAGGAUCUCUCGCCUCUCUUCAAGGAUUUCUUGUACUUUGCGCUCAAGGUCGAUCCUGAGAAGCGAGCAAGCGCCCACGAUCUGCUCCGACAUGAAUUCAUGAAGCAGUGCGUUGAUCUUACACAACUGUCGCCAUUGGUCCGAGCCGCUCGAGAACAAAGAGCGCAAGAGAAGGCCCGCAAGGGACAAUAGGCUGGUCCAUGCGGUAUUCCAAGUCGCCGAGUAGCUCCCCAAUUGGGAGGGAAGACGGUCGGUUACUGGCAUCGCUAAGACGAUAAAUCGAUCUCCCCUUCCAACCAAAUAGCCGAGGGUUCGCUCCCCCUGCGCAAUUUGGAUAUGACGACACGGGCGACAGCGCAGUUGAUCUGAAAGCUUGGCCAAUCGAACUCGCGUCCCCGGCGGAUCUCGCACCUCGAUUCUCAAUCAUAUAAUGACCAUUUUUUUCGGAAAGCCUCUUUUCGAUUACCUUAACAUAGCAGGCCUUGCAUCUUAAAGUUGGAGUUGGCAUUGGUGCCGCGUCAUGGGACUCUGGCUUGCGCAGGGAGACGCAGAAGACCGAGC
Molecule: messenger RNA, 3198 nt
Organism: Ilyonectria robusta
Lineage: Eukaryota; Fungi; Ascomycota; Sordariomycetes; Hypocreales; Nectriaceae
Product: kinase-like domain-containing protein
Exons: 5
Coding region: 292-2829 (845 amino acids)
Biological process (GO): intracellular signal transduction; protein phosphorylation; regulation of MAPK cascade
Cellular component (GO): cytoplasm
Molecular function (GO): ATP binding; protein serine/threonine kinase activity
Source: RefSeq, a predicted model, not a curated record